Aspergillus calidoustus is the source of this 1155-nucleotide messenger RNA. The record is from the annotation of a GenBank genome assembly. Lineage: Eukaryota; Fungi; Ascomycota; Eurotiomycetes; Eurotiales; Aspergillaceae.
AUGGCCCCACCAAGUUCCGACUCUCUGACCUCCCUCCGUGCUCUCCAAGACGCUGCGAGGAAGCAUUCAAAUCAGGCGCCCGAGGUAUCACUUCCAGAACGCCCUCGAAAUGUUCGGAAUGAUUCUCCCUACUUCGACGCUGCGAUCGGCGUGGUGGGCGUCUAUACCGCCCACCUGUAUAGCGAACAUAGCUUCUGGUCGAUGGAAACGAAGGCGAUGAGGCAGGAUAUAAAAACAGUGGAUGGGAAGAUUGAAAAGGUAGACCACAAAGUGGAAAGAUUCGAGCAGGGAGCUAAAGAGGCUCUCACUGAAUUAUCCGGCCGUUUGGACGAUGUCGAAAAGGACCUAAAGGAGCUUAGAAAAGAGGUCAAGGACGUUCAGAGCCAGGUCAAGGACGUUCAGAGCCAGGUCAAGGACGUUCAGAGCCAGGUCAAGGACGUUCAGAGCCAGGUCAAGGACGUUCAGAGCCAGGUCGAAUCCCUUCAACGUGGUAUUGAGAAUGGAUCUGCGAGGCAAAUCAAUGCCCUACGCAACCACUUGAGGGAUUCCAUCGAACCGAUCUACGCCCCAGCUCUGGUCGCUGGCAAAUCUACCUUCGCUCUCUCUCCAGACUUUCCGCGAACCAUUGCCGACUGUUGGCGAUUAUUGACUGAUACCCAUGCUCUAGUACGCCUCGCAAAACACUAUUCUGUGACCGAUUGGGAACGAUGGCAGCGCGGUUCGUCCGACGAUACAGAGCGCACCGACUACGUGAGCAUUGAAGAUGCUGUGGCUGCCCACCCUUAUCAAUGCUGGAAGAUUCUAGUAACAAAAUGGGGCUUGCAGCAUAUUGACCUCGAACGACCUAGGAAACGGCCGGUCGAAACAGACGACGGGUCGUCAGAGCUGCGGAAAGUGAGAUUGCGACGGACAUCUGGUUCAGAUAUUUGUGAGUCCGUGAUUUCCCGGAACGAGGCGGGCGACAUCAUCCGUCAGGACCAGAUUACUCGCCUCAGACCUCCACAGCCGGUGCCUAGUGAAUCCGUUAUUUCGCGUGUAUACGAAAAGUAUGCGGGCGCGCCAGGCCGGACGUCCUUUGAGUCUGCGGAGCUAGGCUGGGACGCAAACAUGGCCUCCGAGCCAUCCCCGCGGAGUGGAAAGUCCCACCGCAGCUAA